AGACUCCCCACGGCCGGAGCUGUCCCUCCCCACGGACACCCGCUUCCCCACGCCGGUCAUGCCGGGACCGCGCCGGGAUCGGCCGGCCGUUUUGCUGUUGCUCGGAGCCUUGCUGGCCGCCGAUCUCUACUUCCACCUCUGGCCGCGGGCUCGGCGGGAGCUGGCGCCGGGGAACCCGGCUUGUCCCUGCCGCCGCCGCCGCCCCGCUGCCGUCUCCCCGCCGCCGCCGCCCCGCUCCCGCACCGCCUCCGCCCUGCGGCGCCUGUUCGCCCACCCCUUGUACCGAGCCGCCGUCCCGCCGGGCCCCGCCGAGCCGCUGCUGGGCGCCCGCGAAGCCCUGCGCUACUACCGGCGGAAGGCGGCUCGCUGGAACAGGAGACACAAGCUUUACAGGGAAGAGCUCAACCUAACCUCCCCGGCAGCACCGCUGCCGCUCCGGCCGGAGGCCAGUUGGCUCCAGUUCCACCUGGGCAUCAGCCGGGAUGGGCUCUACCCGCGCUCCAGUCCCACCGUCAACAGACUCCUCCGGGACAUGCAAGACUUCACCACUAUCAGUGCCGACUACAGCCAGGACGAGAAAGCGCUGCUGGGAGCCUGCGACUGCAGCCAGAUCGUGAAGCCCAGCGGCGUGCACCUGAAGCUGGUCCUCAGGUUCCAGGAUUUUGGGAAAGCCAUGUUCAAGCCCAUGAGGCAGAAACGCGAGGAAGAGACUCCCGAGGACUUUUUCUACUUUGUUGACUUCCAGCGGCACAACGCGGAGAUCGCCGCCUUCCACCUGGACAGGAUCCUGGAUUUCCGGAGGGUGCCACCCACAGUUGGGAGGUUGAUCAACGUCACCAAAGAGAUCCUGGAAGUCACCAAGAACGAGAUCCUGCAGAGCGUCUUUUUUGUCUCGCCAGCCAGCAACGUCUGCUUCUUUGCCAAGUGCCCGUACAUGUGCAAGACUGAGUACGCAGUGUGUGGGAACCCUCACCUCCUGGAAGGGUCCCUCUCCGCCUUCCUGCCGUCCCUCAACCUGGCACCACGACUCUCCAUCCCAAACCCAUGGAUCCGCUCCUACUCGUUUGAUGGAAAAGAGGAGUGGGAAGUGAAUCCGCUCUACUGCAACACAGUGAGGGAGAUCUACCCCUACAGCAACGGCAACCGGCUGCUUAACAUCGUCGACAUGGCCAUAUUUGACUUCCUAAUAGGGAACAUGGACCGUCACCACUAUGAAAUGUUCACCAAGUUUGGGGACGACGGCUUCCUCUUACAUCUGGACAACGCCAGAGGGUUCGGGCGUCAUUCCCAUGACGAAACCUCCAUCCUGGCCCCGCUCUCCCAGUGUUGCAUAAUAAAGAGGACAACGUUAUUACGACUCCAGCUCUUGGCUGAGCCCGAAUAUCGGCUCAGCGACGUGAUGAGGGAAUCCCUCCUGCAGGACCGCCUGGCACCUAUCCUCACCGAACCCCAUCUCUUGGCUUUAGACAGACGGUUACAGCUCAUCCUGAAAGCUGUGAGAAAAUGCAUAGACACUUACGGAGAAGCCAAGGUGGUGGCCAACGACACCACACAGCCCGAGGCUCCUGCAUCUGACAGAGUGAAGCUGACCACUUAAAACAGUCCUUAACUUAUGCUCAGAGGUAGGGAAAACCCCUGCAAGGCAAGCGGCAAGGUUUAAUAGCUGGUAAUUUCCAUCUACAAACACUUGUGGAGACUGAGAGGGGAAACUCUUCAAGAAUCACACUGGGCUUCCAUGCUGGGUACGCAACCAAAGCUUCUGGGCUUGGUCAGUGUGUUGGUAAGUUGUGGUCUGACCGCAGCAGACCCUUACACCCCGAACACCAGCUCUCUGGUGGAAAAGCAGUGAUCUCCUGUUCUGUAGUUGGUCGUGCCUUUGGGAGAGCGGGGGAACACAUGGCCGUUGGUUUGCUCAACCUGCACAGGAUCUCGGUCUUGCUAGUGAAAGACACUAACUAGAUCCAAGGAUGAGGCUUGAAUAAAGAGAUGCCAAGAGCAUUUUCCUCUUA
Molecule: messenger RNA, 2009 nt
Organism: Harpia harpyja (harpy eagle)
Lineage: Eukaryota; Metazoa; Chordata; Aves; Accipitriformes; Accipitridae
Gene: FAM20A
Product: FAM20A golgi associated secretory pathway pseudokinase
Exons: 11
Coding region: 59-1597 (512 amino acids)
Cellular component (GO): Golgi apparatus
Molecular function (GO): protein serine/threonine kinase activator activity
Source: RefSeq, a predicted model, not a curated record